AAGCGUCGGGCGUUGGAGUUGGAUUCAGGUAUUAGUCGUCCGCAUUAACUGCUCCGUUGUAUCGCAUAUCAGAAGCUCGGAAAGUACGAAAAAAGGCCAACAGAAAAAUAAUGCUCCGACAACUUUUGGCUCCACGUGCCAAUGAAAGGCCUCGCAACAAACCGCCCGGGGCUCGAGCACCCGGUCCUGAGCGCUCCAGCAAAAAUCCGACACCAAAAUUACCUGAAAACAACAAUAAACCACCAUCGAAGCAAGCCUCGAAGACUUUGACGAGCCCAGCCGCUUCGAGAAGGCGAGCCGAACCAAUUCUCUCGCUCUUCGGAUCCCGAAAACUUCGUACAAUUAAGAAUCCGUCCGAGAAAAACUUGAAGGCUGACCCAAAGUCCAGCAGCAAGCAGCGGGUUGUCGCCGGAGGACAGCCAAGCCAUCCGCCAGCACCGCAACCUCAACCGAAUCAACAACAGCAAACGUUGCGCCAAGCGAACUCUUCUUCCUUUCCAAGUGUCGAGGGUGGUAAACCCGACUCUUGUCCUCAGCAACAACCUCAACAAACCCACCAACAGCAACUGAGUGAAAACUGGACCGCCGGAGGACGCGACACAUCGAGGAGCAACGCGGCGAAGCAAUCCAACAAAGUUUCGACCAAGAGCUCCUCCAGAAUGCAAGAACUCGAGCGGGAAGUGGAAAUCUUACGAAAAGAACGCUCACGCCUCGAGUCUCGGCUGCGGGAAAAUUCAACUGAUUCGAAAAUCUGCGAAGAGCUUCGCAACGAACUUGCCGCUUUGAAGGAGCAACAUACCAGAGAAAUUGUCAAUCUUACAGAAGACAACGAAGCUCUGAGAGCUCGGCUCCGAGAUGUCGCUCACUCACCGCUUUCCGACUCUGAGAAACAACAGCUUCUCCUUGAUGUUACAAGGUUACACAACUCCGCACCAGCCUCCAUCGCUGUUACCCAAGAUGAUGGACAUGUCGCAGCUUCUCAAGAAACUACUGAACAACAAACAUGUACCACUCCUGACUGGGACAAACGCUCCUCCAGUUCCGUCUCCGAAGUCUCUGUUGCUUGUCUACAAGAUAGAAUUCUACAAAUGGAAGAAACACAUUAUUCAACCAACGAAGAAUUACAAGCCACCAUUCAGGAAUUGAGUGAUUUGCAGGCCCAAUUGACGGAACUUCAAACUGACAACGAAAGGCUAGCGGAAGAGAAAGGUGUGCUUCUUGAAUCGCUGUGCAGACAAACGGAGAAGCUAGAAGAUUCACGCUCCAAAGUUGACACUCUGCAGGGACUCCUCUUGCGGGAAGAACAACCUCAAGAUUCGGCAAAAGGAUAUAAUACGGAGAGAGAACAGAAGCUUGUAGAUUUACUCAAAAGCGCUCAAGAAGAGCGAGAAUCGUUGCUGCGAAAACAGGAAGAACUGACUGGAGAGCUCAAAACUUUACGAUCAUCGGCCGAGACGAGUUCGAACGAGACGGAGCGAUUGGCGCAAAGAGUUCAUCUUCUCGAAUCGACAGUGGAUGCUUCGAAUGUCGAAAGAAAACAACUCGAACUCGAACUGGCUGAGGCAAAACAAGAGGGCGCGAAUCGUAGCAUUGAAAUAAGCAGACUCGCGACGCUCUUGGAGAAUGCAAGAGCCAAAAUCGAAGAACUGGAACAAUCGAGACAAUUGGAGAGCAAAAGUGAAGCUGAUGAAUUAUUGCACGCUGCUAGACGCGAAAAAGAUACUCUGGAAACCCAAGCUGCCGCACUUCAAGAACAACUCGCUCGAUCCCAUUGCGAUCAUGAUCGACUUCGCGAUCAGUACUCCCAACUCCAGGAAGAAUAUAAGGUGGCGCGAAACAACGCAAAAUCGGCGAUCGACGAUUUAGAGUAUCGAUUCAACCAGAUGAAGGACGAACGUCUGUCGGUGAGCACAGAGCUUCAAUUGGUACGAGACUCCCUGGCGGAGUUACAGGCUCAAUGUCAGCGGCAUUUGGAAGACAAACGAGAAUUGAAAGCCGCGUUGAGUGAGGCCCAACGACGAGAACGCGAGAGUCAAUCGCAUCAAUACGAACUCGAGAGAGCCCUCGAGGAAGAACGAAAACUGCGUCAAGAAGAAAGCGCGGAGUGGGAACAAUUUCAGGGCGACCUUCUGAUGACAGUGCGCGUUGCGAACGAUUUCAAAACUGAGGCGCAGAGCGAACUUGAACGAGUCGUUUUGGAAAACAAGGCGCAGCGAGAUCGGCUACGAUUACUGGAGGCUCAACUCGAUAAACUCAACAAGGACGGUAACAAAGGCGGUGAUAUUCGCAUGCCCGAAAUCUCUAACGAUUUCGAUCGCAAGCCUACGAGUGUCAUACUGAAACGCGGGCGUACAAUCAGAAAGCGGAGUGAGCCCGUGCGCACGAUGCCAAUGAGACAAAGAAAAUUUCCAUCGGAUUCGGCGUUGGAUCGGUCAACAGGAAAAAAUCGUACGUCAUGUCCGGUUGUCCAGGUCGGCGAACAAUUAUUGACUGGUACAGAAGUGGAGUUUUGUCCAAUUACGAAAAAGAAAACAGUCUCGAUCGGGAAAUGCAAAAAUACAUUGGAGAAAGGCAACGAAAGUGAGACGAAAAAUUUGAGCGGCGAAGGUUACAAAAAACUUUACAUUCCAGCCUCUUCCGAUCGAGGAAAUGAAAAAAAUGUUGAAAGUCGUCCAUUGAAAAAUAUUCAAGGGAUCGAGAGCACGGAAAAUGAAAAUUCUUACGGUAUCAACGUUUCCAAUAGCCGAUUUUUUGUACCAAAAAAUUAUGUUUAUCUCGACAUGCAACGUUCCAUGGAUGAUUUGCGUUUCGAAGUCGAUCCUCGAAUGGGUAAAUUAUUUCACGAAAGUAUGGAGAAAAUGUCGAGGGUUGGAUUGAAUUACAACGGAUCUUUACCCGAUUUGGUUGGUAAAGAAAAUUCCUUGCUGAACUUCUGCAAUUCUAUGUCCGAUUCGAAUGACAACGUUUUUUUGAAUUCCGAAAAUACCAACGUCGAACCAACAGAACUUCGUGGAAGCGCUAGAAUUGAGGGAAUCUUAAACGAGCCACUCUUAAAAAAGUCUUUCUCACCAGAAGCCAAAAGAUUGACGUCAAGCGAAGCAGCAACCAACUUUCUUCGUUUAAAUGCUUUAGUACAGGAAAAUGAUAAUAGAACUUUGGAACAAAAAAGCAGAGAUGAAGAUUUUUCCAAAAUGCAAGCCACCGUCGAGCCUGAAAAUUCAGUAGGGAACGGUGCAAUACCUCUGAUUGCUAAGCCUAUUCUCAUAGGAGAUCCUGAGAACGAUAACGAUUUUGUAAUCGGCAAAACUUUGCAAAAUCCGAAUCCAGCGGUUAUAAUUGAACCAACGAUCUUUGUGCCUCGGGAAUCAGUGGGUCUAGCAAAUGGUUCGGCACUGAAAAACAGCUUACUAACCGAUAAAAUCGAGCGUUCCAAUCCCUUGAAGAAUGAUCAGAUCAAUGUUUCUCUUUCCAAGGAUUCGACAUCGAGAAGAUGUCACUCAUGUCCGAACAACGAUGAAAUUAAGCAGAGAACGCGAUUUUUGAGCUCGACGGAAAUGACAAAACAUAAUGGAACAGUGAAAGAGGGUAUGAAUAUUUCGGUUAAAACGGAUUCCAGAAGCAAACGAUUGGAUACUUCGAGUAGCAGAACCUCCUCCAAUUUGAGUAAUCAAAAACGUAUGAAAUUGACUGAAGAAAAAAGCAACAAACUCCCCCAACGAAACGACUCUACGAGAAUAUCCAAAUCACUUGUGUCGAUCCCUUUCGGGCGCACGUAUUCGUUGAAAGAAAAAUUUGAGCCCAUUGCCGAAGAUGUCGAACUAAGACGAACCAAACGGCCAUUAGGAAUUGCAGGAGGCUCGAAUCAGAAGAGUAUGCCACCACCUAUACCGAGACCGGCGAGCACACCAACGGAAACGCAACAGAGCGUUUUGACGAGUGUGCAACAGGAAAUGGCAGCUCGGAGAAAAGCUGCGAAUAUAACGAGGCAGGACUCGAGGCUUUCGGUCAAGUGUCUAAUCGAGAGUAUCGAGAACGCAACGAAACAGGCGAAAGCCGGUACGUGCGCCGACGGCGAGAUUGACGAGUCUACCCUAGGACGAGCAUAUUCGAUUCUUGAUGCUGACGUUAUUAAUUCAGCCCUAUGCGCAGGACCAGGAAGUCGAAGUAGCUCAACCUCUUCCAUCAAUUCCAUUGGUACAAACGAUUUGCUCUCCUUGAAAGCACCACUUCGAGAUCAACAACAGAUGAACAAUUUGAUUGUCAGCAGCCAUACAACCAACAAUAACAAAACUCAAACGACGAAUAACAGAAAAACAUUAUCAGACACGAAAUCAUCAGGACCAGUAGGUGGAAUGAGUCCCGGUGAACUUCUCGAUUCGGCGGCUUUAAACGCAAAGGCGAUUGAUUUUGUGCAACGGAAUAGUAUCACCGAUCUUUCAGAGCGCAAAGAUCCUCUUUACGGUUUAGUUAAGAAUGGUGGCUCCAAGAGAAACGCACUACUCAAAUGGUGUCAAAACAAGACCCUCGGUUACCGGAAUAUCGACAUCACGAAUUUUAGUAGCUCGUGGAACGAUGGACUCGCUUUGUGCGCUAUUUUACAUUCUUAUUUGCCGGAUAAAGUUCCCUACGAUUCACUCACACCUUCCGAGAAGAGACGCAAUUUCUCAAUCGCCUUUUCCGCCGCAGAAAGCGUCGGUAUACCUACGACACUGAACAUCGGGGAAAUGUGUCAGCUGGAGCGACCCGACUGGCAACAAGUUAUGACUUAUGUUACAAGUAUCUACAAACACUUUGAGACUUGAGACUCCCCCGGGAUGUUGCUCGUACGUUAGAGAUAUGAAUGGUUGAUUAAACGAGCGAGAACAAUUGCAUCUAGUCAGUCGAAUUGUGGAGUGAGAGAGAGAGAGAGAGAGAAAAGAAGAAUUGGGGCUGGGCCGGAAGUCGAGAUGGCCUGGAACGCGAUCUGAAUCAAUCAAGAUGAAAAAUUGUAGCCCCGCGUGUACAUAAUUUUGAGUUCCCGACUCUGAUGCGCCUUCAACUCGAUUGAAAGUUUGAUUAAGCGUAACGCCAUAGAUGGAAUUGCUUUUUUAUCAUGAGACUGACAAAAUGAAGGAAACGAAACAAAAAAACGAUGAAAAAAACAAACAUACUCAGAAGUAUUUGCUAAUUUUUUGAGUAUACGUAGAAUGAAGUAUCUGAACGAAAAAUGAAGGAGAGAUGAAAUACAUUCGCUUGUACUGCGUUUGUCGAGCCUAACGAGUUCAAGUAUUUGCGUUCCUCGUACUAUGAGUAUUUUUCUAACGUAUUAUUUUUCGAAACAUAUUAUUAUUUUUCUUGUAAAUUUAUUAUACUGUCUACGUGUACGCUUAAGGUCGUUGAAUCAAGCAUUACCUAAUUUAUUGCAUUAACCACGUUCAAUAGUGCAGAGUGCGAAAGAAAAGUGUUUGAACGUUCUGGGUUUUUUUUUUUUUAAUAUGAUGCAAAUAAACAUUAAUCGUCGAUUGAUCCCACCGUUGUUACGGGGGACAAGAACAGGACAUGGUUAAGUUCUCUGUGAUAUAGCGUAAUAUAGAUCCUGAAACAGAGAUACGCGUUAUCGUUAUUGCUCUUACUAGUAUACGAACACCUCUCCUCGAUCUAUUUUUUCCUAUUAAUAUUAUUCAUCCUUCGUACGCAAUAUCUUCUGUUUUAUUAUAUCAGUCAUACGAACUGGACAAUACGCUGUUCAACGUGAAACAAUAAACUUGCCUAAUGCAUCUCAAAGACAAAAUCGAAUGAAAACCUUGAUUUUUAAAAAAAUGAACAUUACUACAAAUAUUGCAAUUGGAAAUGAGAAAUGAAGAAAUAUACACUGAAGUAACUUACAA
This is a messenger RNA of Venturia canescens, 5867 nucleotides long. RefSeq names its product cytospin-A. The transcript is spliced from 12 exons. NCBI's taxonomy places the organism in Eukaryota, Metazoa, Arthropoda, Insecta, Hymenoptera, Ichneumonidae. Gene Ontology annotation, biological process: actin cytoskeleton organization. Bases 111 to 4802 code for a protein of 1563 amino acids. Gene Ontology annotation, cellular component: microtubule organizing center; filamentous actin. Gene Ontology annotation, molecular function: protein binding. The record is from RefSeq and is a predicted model, not a curated record.